AUGGCAUCUACGGGAUCGCAAAUGAACGGCCUGAAAGAUAGAGCCAUGACAAUGGUUAAGCCGAAUUCGGAUGAUAUAGAUGCAAUCCAGCUUGAGAAUUUGUUUAUAAGAGAUGCUGAUGUUUUUCAAACAUCUUUACAUUCUGAAGACUACCUUGACAGCUUAGUUCCUAUCAUUACCGAUGCAUUGAGGGCAAAUGCGUUAUCGGAUUUUAUUGUCAAAUUGAAUAACAUAGUGAAGGCCAAAGAUGACGAAUUGAAUGACAUAUCGUUGAACUCAGCACAUGACAUCAACACCUGUAUUGAUACUAUCGAUACCGUAUCCACUGAGUCACAAGAGUUGAGUGUAAACUUAAGUCAAGUGAACAAAAUACUCAAUAAAUCCGUGUUCGAACUUAUAUCUAAGAAGAAAGCUCUCAUCAAAUGCAAGGAGACAUCCCAGAAGAUUGAAGAGACAUCCGUGGUACUCAAUUUGUGCAUUCAGGUGUUAGAGAUUUCGAAUAAGAUUCUUGAUUGGAUCAAACAGCACAAAUAUUUUAGUGCAUUGAAGUUAAUUGAUGAACUCUCCUCCAUUCAUUUGCCCAAAGUGAAAGAUUUUACUUUUGCCGUGAAGAUAUAUGAUUCUAUCCCGCACUUAACUGCCAUGAUCAAAGAAGAGUCCUUCGAUAGUUUAAGCAAAUGGUUAUCUACACACAUUGAGCGGAAAGUUGAUGUUAUUGGCGAAUGCAUUUUCGCUAACCUCGCAGAACUACAAGAAAAUUGGGAAAAGCUUCGAAACAAUGCCAAAAUUCCCGCCUUAUUACCUCACCACCUCAAUUCUCCAGUGGAAGUUUCUAUGCGUGAUCCGUCGCUAUAUUUGAAUGUUUUUGACUCAAAGGAACUUCAGAUCCCUCUCGCACCUAUCUACGACUGCAUUCUUGUGUACCAAUCACUAAAUGAUAUUGGCUCAUUAGCUUCCAUUUAUCACAAAGAAUGGAUGAAGAAAUACCAGAGAAUCAUUUAUCCCAUUACAUUGUCUGCCAAUGUUAAAGGAAGACAGUUAUCAUCUCAUGAUCCUUCUGUUUCUUUUCAAAAUCUAGAAAGCUUGGCUGCUUACUUGCAAAAAAUUGCUGCCUUCUUCGUCGUUGACAAACAGCUCAACAAGCAAACGAAAUUCGAGUUAAGAUCCAACAGUACAGCAGAUGAUUUGUGGGAAUCCUAUUCAGUAAAGCUCAAACCUGUGCUUAUCAAUUUUUUGCAAAGCCACAAAUGGGGAGUCAAUGACUUAGGAAUAUUAGCAGAUUUCAAGGAUUUGUUAGGGAAUUUCUUGCAAGUCAUGGAGAACAGCCAGUACAAAAUCUCUGAUCUCUACACGAUUAUGAUUGAUAUUUUCAGAGAUUACUUUGGACCUAUUUUGAUUCAACAUUUUAGAAUAGAGUUCAUUGACUCUAUUCAGUCUGAUCAUUACAUGCCUUUGGUUGUGACAGACCGUCAUGACUACGAUAAUGUGAUGAAGAUUUGCUGGUACAAGAAGGAUGCAAAUUUUGCUCCUCGCAAUGUCCAUUCGAUGCCAAUAUCAUUUCCAUUCAGCGAAGACUACGUCCACUAUUGUUUAGGAAUAAGGACACUUUUAAAAGAUGUUCUAGAAUUUACCUCCCGUCAUUACAGCCACGAAUUAUCUGAUCUUAACCAUAUUAUUGUGAACGAUAUUUUUGAGAAAGUUUUGGGGAAUGAGCCGGGAAUAGGUAUUUGCAACGACAUUAAAGAGUUCAUUAGCAAGAAUUCGAAUAACAAGGAAAUCGUGGCACAAAGCUAUACCAAUUUGGAAUAUUACCUCUUCAGUUUGUAUGAAAUUGGUAAGCUUUUAGAUGAGAGAUUGAGAGCUACAAAUGGGAUUGGAAUUAUCAAUAUCGACACACAUUCCGUAUUCAAAUUGAAGGCUAUAGAGCUUUUCACGAGUAUAAGGAAAUUCUCAGAGGAUGCAAUUUUCAAGAUGGUAGAUGUCAAACUAAAAGAGUUGUUGGACAUGGUUGAGUACGAUGAUUGGAUGCCUCAAACGUCCAACACUGAUCCGAACUUUUUCAUUCUCGACUUCUCUCUCUUUUUAGAGAAUUUGUUCAACUCCAUCUUUACUAACUUACCGUCGUCCUUCCGCACAUUGGGUUUAUUCAGAAGUUUUGACUUCAUCGCUGAAUAUUUCUUGAACAUAUUGGAAGAUGCCCCUCAUUACAAUCGCAUUGCUAUUAGUAAUCUAAAUUUGGAUAUCACCCAUCUUGAAAAAUCUAUGGCCAAUUUAGCGCAGAGCGAAUCGAACGACCCAGAACAAGGCUCUGUUGCUUUACAAUCGACAUUUGAGACUUUAAGACAAAGCAUUGAUUUAUUACUUUUGGAAAACUACGACGAGUUUAUCAAAAAUCCUUCAUUCAGAAUGCGCAGGUUUGAUCGCUUGAAGUAUGAAGAUGCCAUGAAACUUAUUAAAAAAAUGCAGGUUCCUAGGGAUGAUGCAGACAACCAAAGCAUAGCUGAGCUGACUAAUGCUAACUCUUCUAUUUUAGACAGAGAAAGUUCUCUUCUAAGUAAGUGGAAGUUCAGGAUCUCUGAUCAGUGA
Messenger RNA from Clavispora lusitaniae ATCC 42720, 2586 nucleotides. RefSeq names its product Rab GTPase-binding exocyst subunit (gene SEC15). Lineage: Eukaryota; Fungi; Ascomycota; Pichiomycetes; Serinales; Metschnikowiaceae. The record is from RefSeq and is a predicted model, not a curated record. Gene Ontology annotation, biological process: exocytosis; intracellular protein transport; Golgi to plasma membrane transport. Gene Ontology annotation, cellular component: membrane; exocyst.